Molecule: messenger RNA, 831 nt
Organism: Acanthosepion pharaonis
Lineage: Eukaryota; Metazoa; Mollusca; Cephalopoda; Sepiida; Sepiidae
Source: the annotation of a GenBank genome assembly
AUGGUUCAAUUUCAAGAGUCUUUCUGUACUUCUCUCUCUCGUCAUUGUCCUCAUUUUACUCCUCCAUUUCCUUCCUUAUGUUUCUUUCAGUCUUUUCUCUCUUUCAGUCUUUUGCUUCAUUUUUCUCAUCUUAUUUCUCCUUUUCUCAUACUUCUUUUUUUCUUUCCUUUAUCUGUCACUCUUUGUUUUUCUUUCCAUAUUCCUCUUAAAAAAAAGUCUUUUUUUUUACUUCUCUCUCUCUCUUUGUUGUGCUCAUCUUAUUCCUCCUCUUCUUUCUUAUACUCCUUUCUUUCUUUCUUUCUUUAUCUCUCUCUCUUUGUUGUUCUCUCUUUAUUCCUCUUCAUCAUUAAAAUGAGUCUUUCUUUACUUUUUCUCAUCUUACUCUUCCUCUUCUUCCUCCUACAUCUUUCUUUCUUUCUUUCUCCCUUUCCUUGUUGUUCUCUCCUUAUUCCUCUUCAUCAUAAAAUGACUUUCUUUAUUUUCUCUCUCUCUCUCUCUCUCUCUCUGUUUUUCUCAUCUUAUUCCUUCUCUUCAUCCUCACACUUCUUUCUUUCUCUGUCUUUCUCUCUUCAUUCCUCUUCAUUUAAAAUGAGUCUUUCUUUACUUUUUCUUUCUCUCUCUUUUGGAUUUUCUCAUCUCAUUCUUCCUCAUACUCCUUUCUUUCUUUCUUUAUCCAUCUCUCUCUCUCUCUCUUUGUUUCUUUCUUUACUUCUCUCUCUCUCUCUCUCUCUCUCUCUCUCUCUCUUUGUAGUUCUCUUUUUAUUCCAUCUCUUGUUUUUCAGAUUCCUUUCUUUCUUUCUUCAUCUCUCUUUAUACAAUUUUAUACAAUAG